This is a messenger RNA of Anolis sagrei ordinatus, 4217 nucleotides long. It is a transcript of the gene GRK3, whose product is annotated as G protein-coupled receptor kinase 3. Lineage: Eukaryota; Metazoa; Chordata; Lepidosauria; Squamata; Anolidae. Gene Ontology annotation, biological process: protein phosphorylation; regulation of signal transduction; G protein-coupled receptor signaling pathway. The record is from RefSeq and is a predicted model, not a curated record. Gene Ontology annotation, molecular function: ATP binding; G protein-coupled receptor kinase activity; G protein-coupled receptor binding.
AUCACUCCAGAAGGAACUAGGCCUCAAAGUUGUGCCUAAGAAGAAUGAGGCUUAAAAGCUGAGUGAGGAAAGACUAGGCCUCAAAGUUUGGUCAAAAAAAAUUCCGCCUGGAAAUCACUCUGAAAAGGUUUUUCUGAGGGAGAAUAGGCCUCAAACCCUUACCAAAAGGAUUAGGCCUCAAGUCUUCUCCGAAGAAAACUUGGCCUGGAAAUCACUUCCGAAAGGACUAGGCCCCAAGGCUUUGCUGAGCAAAACUAGGCCUCAAAAUCUUGGCUGCAAGCCUUCUCUGAGGGAGACUAGGCCUCAAAUUUAGUCCAAGAAAGACUAGGUCUCAAAUUUUGGUGAUGAAGAACUAGGCCUGGCCAAAAGGACUAAGUCUCAAGGCUUCUCUGAAUGAGACUAGGCCUCAAAUUCAGACCAAGAAGAACUAGGCCUCAAGGCUUAUCUGAAGGACACAAAGCCUUAAAUUUAGGCCAAAAAGGACUAGGCCUCAUAGUUUUGUCAAGAAAGAUUGGGCUUCAAAGUUUGGUGAAGAAGAACUAGACCUGGAAACCACUCUUUAAAAGGGCUAGGCCUAAAUUCUUCUCUGAGGGAGACUAGGCCUGAAAAUCACUCUGAAAAAGACUAGGCUGCAAGGCUUUGCUGUGGAAAACCAGGCCUCAAAUCCAGGCCAUGAAAGACUACGCCUUGAGGGAAAUUAGGCCUGCAAAUGACUCCCAAAAGGACUAGGCCUCAAGGCUUCUCUGAAGGAGACUAGGUUUCAAAUCCAGGCCAAGAAAGAUUAGGUCUUGAGGCUUCUCUGAGGGAAAUUAGGCCUUAAAGUUGGGCCAAAAAGGACUAGGCCUCAAAGAUUGUUGAAGAAAACUAGUCCUGGAGAUCACUCCAAAUCACUAGGCCUUAAGGCUUCUCAAAUCCAGGCCAAGAAAAACUAGGCCUCAAAGUUUGGUCAAGAAGAAAUACUAGGCCUCAAGCCUUUGCUGGGGGAAGCAAGGCCUCAAAUUCAGACCUAAAAGACUAGGCCUCAAGCCUUUUCUGAGGGAAACUAGGCCUGAAAAUCACUCCAAAAAAGGCUAAGCCUCAAGGCUUCUCUGAGGGAGACUAGGCCUGAAAAUCACUCCAAAAAAAAAGGCUACGCUUCAAGGCUUCUCUGAGGGAGACUAGGCCUCAAAUUUGAUCAAGAAAGACUAGACCUCAAAUUUAGGCCAAGAAAGACUAGGCCUCAAGGCUUUGCUGAGGAAAACUAGACCUCAAAUUUAGGCUAAGAGUAACUAAGCCUCAAGGCUUUGCUAGGGGAAACUAGGCCUCAAAUUCAGGCCUCAAAAUCCUCAAGGAUUCUGUGAGGGAGACUAGGUCUCAAAUUUGAUUAAGAAAGACUAGGCCGCAAGGCUUUGCUGAGGAAAACUAGGCCUCAAAUUCAGGCCAAAAAGACUAGAUCUCAAAGUUUGAUCCGGAAAAACUAGGCCUGAAAAUAAUUCCAGGACUAGGCCUCAGUGCCAUAAUUUAUGCAGGCCCCUCCCCUUGCAUUGACCUAUCAGAAGAGAGAAACUCAUUAUCUAUGUAAGCCCCGCCCCUUUGAGGUGGUGAGAAGAGGGGAGAACCAUAAUUUAUGCGGGCUCCACCUCUAGGAUUGACCUAUCUGGAGAAAGAAGUACUAUCUCUGCAAACCUGGCCGGUUGAAAGAAGAGGAAAGUUCCAUAAUUUAUGCAGGGAUCUCCCCUUGAGGACGAAUUGGAAGAGUGAAAGGAGGGGAGGAGCUUAAUUACCUAUGCAAGCCCCGCCCUCUUGCACUGGUGACUUCUCUGAGGGAUACUACGCUUCAGAUCCAGGCCAAAAGGGACUAGAUCUCAAGACCCAAUUCCAAGAUGGCAGACCUGGAGGCGGUGCUGGCAGAUGUGAGUUACCUGAUGGCCAUGGAAAAGAGCCGCGGUCGUCGUGGAGAAGACCCCUCUGGCCCCACACCCCUCCCCUGGAGAGGCAAGAAGGCCCCUCUCCUCCCAGACAGCUGUAUCCGGAGCGUAAUGCAAAGGUAUUUAGAAGAAAGAGGAGAAUCAACCUUUGACAAGAUUUUCAACCAGAAGAUUGGCUUUUUGCUGUUCAAAGAGUUUUGUGAAAAGAACUUUGAGGAAGGAGUCGCUCAGUUGAGGUUUUAUGAAGCGAUAAAAGAAUUUGAAAAGAUCUGUUCGGAGGAGGAGCGUUUGAUUUGUGGACGAGAGAUUUAUGGCUCCUUCAUCAUGAAAGGGUUGCUCUCUUCCUCCCACCCUUUUUCAAAGCUGGCCGUCAGCCAAGUCCAGACUCAACUUGCGAAGAAACAAGCCCCACCAAGCCUUUUCCAGCCCUAUUUGGUGGAAAUUUGCGAUAGCCUUCGAGGGAAAAUAUUUGAAAUGUUUCUGGAGAGUGAUAAAUUUACUCGUUUUUGCCAAUGGAAAAAUGUUGAGUUGAACAUUCAUCUGAGCAUGUCAGACUUCAGUGUGCAUCGCAUUAUUGGCAGAGGAGGAUUCGGAGAAGUCUAUGGAUGCCGCAAGGUCGAUACGGGAAAAAUGUACGCAAUGAAGUGCUUGGACAAGAAGCGGAUCAAGAUGAAACAAGGAGAAGCCCUGGCGCUCAAUGAACGCAUCAUGCUCUCCCUCGUCUCCACCGGGGACUGUCCUUUCAUUGUCUGCAUGACCUAUGCCUUCCACACUCCGGACAAACUUUGCUUCAUUUUGGACCUCAUGAAUGGAGGGGAUUUGCAUUAUCACCUGGCACAACACGGAGUCUUUUCAGAGAAAGAGAUGCGUUUCUAUGCGGCGGAAGUCAUCCUUGCCUUGGAACACAUGCACCAACGCUUCGUCGUAUACCGAGACCUGAAGCCGGCAAAUAUCCUGCUGGAUGAACGCGGUCAUGUCCGUGUCUCAGAUUUGGGCCUGGCCUGCGAUUUCUCCAAGAAGAAGCCCCACGCAAGCGUGGGAACUCACGGCUACAUGGCCCCAGAGGUCUUGCAGAAGGGCACUUCCUAUGACAGCAGUGCCGACUGGUUCUCCCUGGGCUGCAUGCUCUUCAAGCUCCUCCGCGGUCACAGUCCUUUCAGGCAACACAAAACGAAGGACAAGAACGAGAUUGACCGCAUGACUCUCACCGCGAAUGUGGACUUGCCGGACAUGUUUUCUCCAGAACUCAAGUCUCUAUUGGAAGGACUGCUUCUGCGGGAUGUGAACAAGAGGCUUGGGUGCAAAGGACGCGGAGCCCAGGAGGUAAAGGAGCACCUUUUCUUCAAAGGGAUCGAGUGGCAGCAUGUCUGUCUCCAAAAGUACUCUCCACCCCUGGUUCCACCUCGAGGGGAAGUCAAUGCUGCUGACGCUUUUGAUAUCGGCUCUUUUGACGAGGAAGACACCAAAGGCAUUAAGUUACUGGACAGUGACCAGGAACUGUAUAGGAAUUUCCCAUUGGUCAUUUCGGAGCGUUGGCAACAGGAAGUGGCUGAAACCAUCUUCGAAGUGGUCAACGCCGAAACAGACAAAAUCGAAUCCCGAAAACGAGCCAAGAACAGACUCCUUGGCCACCAGGAAGAUUAUGCUCUGGGGAAGGACUGUAUUAUGCAUGGCUACAUGCUGAAACUGGGGAAUCCCUUCCUUACGCAAUGGCAGCGAAGGUAUUUCUAUCUCUUCCCCAAUCGACUCGAAUGGCGUGCAGAGGGAGAUUCGCGGCAAAGCCUGUUGACAAUGGAGCAGAUCCUGUCGGUGGAGGAAACACAGGUCAAGGACAAGAAGUGCAUCUUGUUCCGGAUCAAAGGAGGGAAGCAGUUCAUCCUUCAAUGUGAGAGUGAACCUGAAUUCGUCCAAUGGAAGAAGGAGUUGACGGAGGCCUUCCUGGAUGCUCAGAAGCUGUUCCGACGCGCACCAAAGUUCCUAAACAAAUUAGUGAAAUAACGUCUUUCGUUAGGAGAGAAAGAAAAUGAGUCUGGUGAAAAAGACGGAAACAAUAUUGAACUCUGUUUAAUUAUUUAGUUAUUUUAAUUUAUUUUAAUUUAUUUUAAUAAUUUAAUGUACUUGUUUAAAACAGUGCUGAAAUUAGAGCUGUUUAAAGCGGCCACGGGUGGUGAGAUCCAAGCCCCAGAUACCUGAAACAUGGAUACCAAGUCCUGAUAAGCGGUUACUGGUAUUGGUGACCGCCUUCCUGUAGGUCCGUGCACCUGGCGAGCAAAGACGCCGAAUGUUCCCAAAUAAAUCUCACCAAAUUGA